CCGUCGUCACCACCAUCAUCAUCACCACCACCAUCAUCACCACCACCAUCGUCAUCGUCAACGCGUCCCAGCUAGACCGGACAAGUCGAGAGCCGAUCGCGUGGCGGCGCUCGUCGCGAGCAGUCGACGGCGGAGUUGAUGGCUGGCGGGGGUCCCGUGUUAGUCGUCAUCGUCGGCGGCGGCGGAUCACUUCUGUGAGCGCGCGGUGCGGCCACCUCUCCUGACACCAACACCACCAACCACCUCGUCCCACGCGACGAUGCCGACCUCGUCGCGGGCCCCGUUCGCGUUGGGCCGAGAGCUGCUGCUGCUUCUGGCCGCAACUCCGAGGCGGCCGCUGGGCGGCCCGUGGCGCAGCGCGCACUCCCCGCCGACCUUGGCGGAGGGCGGCCGAGAGCCGGCUGGGCAGAAGGAGAAAGUUGAGGCCAGAAAACUAAAGCCGUUGCUGGAGGACGGGCCCGAUCUGAAAGAGUUCUUGUCAGGGGACUUGGCAGAUCGGAACAAAUGGGAUGAAUAUAAGGGGAAUCUGAUACGUGGCAAAGGAGAAAGGCUAAGGCUGCCUCCAUGGCUCAAAACGAAAAUUCCAGUCGGAAAAAACUACAACCGAUUGAAGAACACACUCCGGGAGCUGAAUCUGCAUACGGUGUGUGAAGAGGCUCGAUGCCCCAACAUUGGUGAAUGCUGGGGAGGAGGCGAGUAUGCUACAGCCACCGCUACCAUCAUGCUCAUGGGAGACACGUGCACACGGGGCUGCCGCUUCUGCUCGGUGAAGACGGCGCGCGCGCCUCCUCCGCUUGACCCGGCCGAGCCGCACAAGACGGCGCACGCCAUCGCCGCGUGGGGGCUCGACUACGUGGUGCUCACGUCGGUCGACCGCGACGACAUAUCUGAUGGUGGUGCCGCGCACAUCGCAGAGACCAUUCGGCAUCUCAAAGAAAAGAAGCCAGAGCUCCUGGUGGAGUGUCUCACGCCUGACUUCCGGGGUGACCUCGCGGCUGUGGCGACGGUGGCAUCGUCGGGCCUGGAUGUUUACGCGCACAACGUGGAGACCGUGCGGGAGCUGCAGAGGAAGGCACGAGACCCCCGCGCCAAUAUCGACCAGUCGCUGAGCGUCCUGAGGCAUGCUAAGGCAGUGCAACCGAGCCUGCUCACCAAAACCUCCAUCAUGCUGGGCCUCGGAGAGACGGACGAGCAGGUGAUUUCUACCAUGAAAGAAAUCCGAGAUGCUGGAGUUGACUGCCUGACGCUUGGGCAGUACAUGCAGCCCACAAAACGACACCUAAAGGUGGAGGAGUACGUGACCCCGGAGAAGUUCCAGCAGUGGGAGCGUGUGGGGAAGGAGCUGGGCUUCGUUUACACGGCCAGCGGACCACUCGUGCGGUCCUCCUACAAGGCUGGUGGGUUUUUUUCUGAAGAACCUACUGCAGCAGAGGAAAGUGGACGAUCGUGCUUAAUGCAGGGUGGCGAAGGCGCUUAAAUGUGAAGGCUGCCGAUGGAAAUUAUUGCAAUUCGCCGUCUUUACGACAGUGCCUACAACACAACACCAUUGUAUAGCUGCUCUUGAGGGUAGGCAAGGACAAAUGUAAGCCAUUGGUGCAAUUGAUCCUCGGAAUAAUCAUUAAAUAGAAAAAAUAAUUUAAGUGUAAUCUUCAUGUGAAUGGGAUUGCGUUAUUGUUUUUAUGAAAGCUACUUGCAUGUUUCAUCACCCUUUAUUAUUUCAGGGUUAUGAGUUGCAGGAUAUCCAUUGUUUGCUUUGUAAAGGUGGUAUAAGGUAGGGGUGGAAAUAAGUCGGUUUCAUCUUUUUGCUUAUAAACUGCAAACAUUGCACUGGAGCCUAAAACACUACACAUUAUAUGUUACAUCACUUCUAAGCAUGGGAAACUGUUCGAAAGCUAACAGAAUUAGUUGAAGCACUGCGGGUUAAUUUGUAUAAAUGUACCAUUUUGACUGCGUGCUGUGUCAAGCAACUGAAUUGUAAUUGCUUUAAAUAGUUUUUUUGCGUAAGGCCAAUUAUUAAUUGUCAGCAAGUCAAUGAAUGUUUGAUUGAAUGCACUAGCAUUUGUUGAAUGAAUUAACGUGACUCUUGGUCUAUGAUCAAAAUAAACGAAAACGUAAACAAUAUUGCUUUUUAUUGUUACAAAAACAACUGCAGCAUAUUCCUUAUUAAAUGCUUAGAAUGGUCCAUGAUUAUAAAGAUAAUAAACGUGUAGGAUUUGACAAUGUAAUAUACCAUUAUAGUGUUAAAGUAACAACUGUGCUAAACAUACAAAAAUAUGAAUUUAAACAAAUCGAAAAAUAAAGUUUUCUUACGCAAUUAUUGCAGUAUAUGAAUGCUCCCACUAUAAUUAAAUUAAAACCAUUCUGUAACAUUUUCAAAAUCGGAGCUCAUUACUGUGCAGGUUGAAAAGACAGCACACAAUUGUAUGAAUGUUUGGAGUUAUUUGUUCCUCUGCAGCUAAACUCUGAACCCAUGAACUAUGAAACCACUGAUUAAUGUCAAGGUUGAACUGUGCCCAUAGGUAGAGAUUAACUCUACUUCUCUCUGAACUAAAACGUACAAAAUACGUAAUCAUUCAAGUAAACCUUCAGCACACAUGAUACACAUCGCACCCCUGGGAAUACUCAACUUCAAGUGUUAUGGUGACACAGCCUGUGAGCUUAGAAUUUCAGCUGUGUGUAUAACAUAUAUGGCCAAGACAUUUGAUUAGCCACACAUUAGGUAUGGCCUUUCAACUUAUCACAGCCAGGACAAAAGGGCUUUAGAUUACACUGGAAUAGAGUGCUGGCAAACCCGAGCAUUUGAAAGGAGGAAAUGCCUCAUUGGACCACCGACCAAAAUUCUACCACUUGUAAGACAAAACAUCUGAUGUAACAAGGUACAGCCAGCAGUAAUAACUGCCUUGUGAUUGGUGCAAAUGCGUCGUGAAGGCAGGACACUACUACACCACUCUAAAAAACUACAAACAUUUGUACCCAAGCCUCUGCCAAAUCCAAACACAUCCAACAUUUAAAUGAACUGAAAUGUGCAGUGGUGCAUGGACCGUCAAGAAUCCAGUUGAGCAUCCGCAAGGCUUUAUGUAGGUACAUCAUUGUCCUGUUUAAACCACAGCGCGAGGUGCCUCUUGAGCGGAUUUCACAUUGGUAAUAAAACAUUCGUAUGAUCAUUA
Molecule: messenger RNA, 3167 nt
Organism: Petromyzon marinus (sea lamprey)
Lineage: Eukaryota; Metazoa; Chordata; Hyperoartia; Petromyzontiformes; Petromyzontidae
Source: RefSeq, a predicted model, not a curated record